Kwoniella shivajii is the source of this 1941-nucleotide messenger RNA. RefSeq lists its product as uncharacterized. Gene Ontology annotation, biological process: regulation of DNA-templated transcription. Bases 1 to 1941 code for a protein of 646 amino acids. The transcript is spliced from 5 exons. The record is from RefSeq and is a predicted model, not a curated record. Lineage: Eukaryota; Fungi; Basidiomycota; Tremellomycetes; Tremellales; Cryptococcaceae. Gene Ontology annotation, molecular function: zinc ion binding; DNA-binding transcription factor activity, RNA polymerase II-specific.
AUGCCUAGCUCAUCGCCCACUCGAAAUCGCAGCUCAUCCCUUCCGAGAUCCCGCAUAUAUCACGCUUGCCAGAAUUGCGCUACGUCGAAAGUCAAAUGUCAGAAUCUAGAUGACAGGGGUUGUGCGAGAUGUAGAAGACGGAAAACCGACUGUUCAUUAGCAGGUCUAUUCGGUGUAGAGGGAGAAAAGAGGGAUGUAAGAGAAGUUUCACCUCAACUACGCCAGUCUAGAAGGACUCAUACGCGAGAAAGUCCAGCUGUAAGAAGCACAUACACACCUUUCGACAUCCCCGAUUAUGACUCACACUACAACUCUCACAAUCAGUCUCUCAAGAUGGAGGAGAUGAGGAAGCGAAUAGAUAUUUUGGAGACCACAUGUAGCACGCUGGUCACAUUGAUACCUUCACAAUCCGUUCCAGCGUGUGCAGAUAUCACGCCUUCCAGCAUCGUGGACAAUGCAUUCCCUUCAUCCGAAUCUUUCCCCUUACCCCAGAGCACAUCCACGGCCACUUCCACGUUCGUAGAGGGGUUUUAUAUCGCUCAUCGGCCUCUUGAUGUCACCGCCUUUCAAAAGGGGUUUACUAUGGAUCCAAUCAACGUCAUUUUUGAUGAGCGGGCUAGAUGUGCUGUUGACUUGGAUGGGUUUCCUGAUAUCAUAUCGCGUGGAUGGGUGUCUCGAUCUCACGUAGAGGCCAGUUUCCAGAUAUUCAAACACCGAUUCUCGCUGAUCGCUCCGCUCAUCCCGUUCCUUCUGACAACACGUUCAUUACCUUCCCAUCCGUUCGUCGUCCUGGCGUCCCUCGCUUUUCUUCCAAAUACUCUCCCUGCUGCAGCAGUCGCAAUGAUUGAGGAGUCAGUGCUAUACGCCAUGACCGGCACCUCAAGCAUUGAGGUGAUAUUGGCGUUGUACAUCCUCACUUUCGCCACCGUUCCAUUAGGAAGCGAAAGCCAUGUACCGCUCACUUGUCUACGAGUGUCAGCUUUCGCUUAUUCGAUGGGGAUAGAUCUUGGGUUGAACACAAAGGCAGACGUAAUGUUGCUGGCAGAGGAUGAGCGCGAAAAUCUAACGCAGCCUUGGGCAUCGAAACAUUUAGAAGAGCUGACUUUAUGGGAAGCGGUGAAGAAUCGAUACUGCAUUCUCCAAAUGGAAUCCGCCCGAUGUUGCACCAUGCCCAAACUACUAUCGAGCCAGUUUCCUCGUCAUCCGUCGGAUCACGUAAACUUGUGCAUAGAUCAUCUCCAGCGAGAAUCGACUGUAAUCGAAGUCUGUAGAGAUUUCAUCAGUGCAAUCGCAAAAGCUGAAGUGACUAUUCUACGACAAUGGCCAGACAUUCAUUCUUUACUUGACAAGUGGAGCCAUGUGGAAAGCCGACUGAAUCAAAUCACUGAGGAUCUGGACAAGAGUGAAUGGCUCCUGAUCUGUUCUACCGCUGGUAUUGCUUACUCGCUUGCUCUCCGUACGGUUUUCGUCACAUUCAGACCGCCGAGCCCGAUCGCACCUGCCAUUCUAGAAGAAGCCAGGUCGGUCACUUCUGCAGCUCUCAUCCGCGCUUCUACUACCUUGCUUGGUCAGACAAUGCCCCUGGUAAUGUCCCAACAGGACAAUAGCCUUCCUGCCUUCCUUUUGACCACUAUCACGAUUUGUCUGGCAACAUCUCGUAGGAUUGCAAUUCUCACUCGACAUACCUUACCGAAUCCCAUCUUUAGCGACGACCAGCUGUUGGCUGCCGAAAAUUUCAUAGCUAGACAGCCUGGUCUGCCCGGUAAAGUCCUGAGAGAAAUGUGGUGCAGUCUGGAGGAUUGCAAACCGGAUGGAGGUAGGGUAGAAGAGACGUCGUCUUUAUGGAGAGAGGAUGGAUUUCACUGGGAUUUCUUGGAUUUUGAUGCUCUCUUCCCUGAUGGGAUUAAUCUACCAGCUUCUAAUGAGAGUAUGCUCUUGUAG